AUGGCCUCGCUACCAAUACCUCAAUUCUUGAAAACGCUCUUCGAUUCCUUCCCCCUCCUAACCUACCCCGCGAACUCACUCCCCUCCCGAUGCCCGACAUUUGACGCCGUCCCAUCACUGUACGUCUUCACCACGUCCGAGGAUGCAGUCUCCGGUAACCCGAGCUUCAACCCGGGCUGUUUGAAAUGGCAGGCGUAUAUGAAGUUCAAUCAAAUCGAGUUUAAAACGGUCCCGUCAAAUAAUCACGCUUCGCCGACGGGUGCGCUACCUUUCGUGAUCUCACAGCGGAGGUCCAUGUCCGAAUCCAUGGAGCUAGCGGUCGUCCCAUCGAAUAAACUUGCGGCAUGGAUCGAGAAGCAUGGGUAUUCUUUUGAAGGGAUGGUGGGUAUGGAUAGUGCUCGGGCGGAGGCUUUUCUGGCGUUGGUUAACUCUCAGUUGAGGGAUGCUUGGUUAUACUCCCUCUACCUCGAACCGAAUAACUCGCAGGAUCUGGCCAGCGUAUUGUACUGUGGGAGUUCGGUUUCUGCCGUUUCCUCCUUUCUCCUGCGGCAGACGAAGGCUGCUGCGCGGCAACAGCUACUGCAAGCCCAUCCCGGAGGAGUCCUUGACCCGCGCAAGAUAUAUGCCGAUGCUGGUGCUGCCCUUCAAGCUAUUUCUACGAUUCUAGGAAAUCAUAUGUGGUUCUUUGGCGGCAGUAACCCUGGGCUGUUCGACGCUUCGGUAUUUGCCUACACGCAUCUGAUUUUGACGCUGAGAUGGCAUAGUGAGGAGAAUGCGCUUUUGAGGGCUGUUAUGGGGCAUGAUAAUUUGCUGGGCCAUGAAGAGAGAAUUCGGUGCGAGUUCUUCCGGGAAGCUAAGACUCCGAACCUAAACCAUUGGGUUUGGGAAGCUUAAAAGAAAGGGGAAAAUAGUCGAAAAGCACAAAAGAAGCUGUGUACUUACCGUAGGAGCUGGAAUAAUUGAACCCCACGCUAAGACGUCUAGUAUUCCCCUCAUUGGGCAGGGGGAGUAAUAAAAAUGAUAACUGUCCGGAGUAGUAAAUCAACGAUAAUUGUUACCGUGGAGGGGGGGGUAGGGUCCGCAGUCACAGACUAUCACUCGGCCAAAACAAAACGCCAAGACUUUUAGGCAGCAGUCAACUACGUAAAGAGGGACAGGAGUAUAAAUAAACGACAAAGAUCAGCUAUCCUUCCUCUCCUCCCUUUCCCCAUCGCCACAUAGCGACUCCGCAAAGACUCUCCAAUAUCCUUCCGCGCUCCCCCGCUACCUCCCGGGCUCCCACUGCCUUCCGAACAAAGACUCCUGAUGGCCACAACUCCCUUGACGUUUGUAUCCUUCCCCGCCGGAAGCGCUUUUCCAAAGCGCACAACGAGGACGUCUGCCACAACAAAGCAAGUGGUGGGAGGGGAACGAACAGGCGGGAACGAACAAACGGCAGGCCCCGGGAAUGUACAUCGAAUAUGCGCGGAGGCGAAUGAAUGGGCAACAAAAGGACCGAUAGUUGACGGACAGGUGAGUAGCUGUGCCGGCGAAUGGAUGGGUAGUGGUGCCGGCGAACAGAUGUGCCAAUGGAUAACGAACAGGUGAAUGAACGAACAAACGAAUAAAUGAACGGGCGGAUGGAUAAACGGACGGAAAAUGAACGGGUAGAUGGACGGGCAGUUGUCUGGGAAUCAUGCCGAGCAUGCUCGGAACAUGUUGGGUGGUGGUCGUAGUCGUGGGCAUGGCGAGCAGCUAUUUUCAACAGGGGGGACCACCCUGAAAAACACCAGAUUCGCCCUCCACUCGGGUAGGUAAUGUGAAAAACACAACAGACCUUAGUGGGAAGGGCAACUAUAACGCCUUAGCGUGAAGCUUCCUUAUUCCAGUUACGAUACAUGAAAGUAUUGGAUGCACCUUACACUGUAUUAAUGGUGUCGUAUCUUAAUCUAAGUCCAAACGAAAUGUCAUGGCAGCAUGCAUCUUGACUCCAAUCCACUUGUCUGCCCUCUUCCCCAGCCGCUGCGCAUGCUCGGCACUAUCGACGCCCCUCUCCUCCACUUCCCCCAGCAACCGCAAGCCAACUUUUCCAGCAGCCUUCAAAAUACCUUCAAUCGAAUGAUUAAAAGACACCCCCUGAAUCUUGACCUCCUUUUCCCCUUCCAUUGCCACGAAUCCAGCUCUGGAAGACAGGCCUUGCUCAGGAUGCAUGUUCGUCAAGUACAUCCAUCCACCCUCCGUCAAAGCCUCUUUCACAGCUCCAAAGAACACAUCCAAUUGAAGGUGUUCCAAAACCAGCGUGCAGACAAUAGCAUCAACCCCCCUCGCCUCCCGGGGAAUCCGGGAAUCCGCGUCAAUGUCGUGGAGUACCCAGGUGAUCACUACAUCCCGUUGGGGCUCGGCAGUAAUUCGUGCCUUUGCCUUGGACAUCAUUCUCUCGCUCACGUCCAUUGCGACAAUCUCUGUUGCUUCGGGGAGCGAGCGGUAGAGUUUGGCGGUGUUGCGGCCCGUGCCGCACCCCAGGUCCAGUAUUCUGGAGGGUGGACGGGUGCUUAAGAGUCCCGGGACGAUUGCAUCGAACGCUUCGUUAUCCUGAAGUUGGAGGAUGUUCCCAUCGUGAUCGUAGACCUGUUUUUUUU
Messenger RNA from Tuber melanosporum (Perigord truffle), 2618 nucleotides. RefSeq lists its product as uncharacterized. Gene Ontology annotation, cellular component: SAM complex. The record is from RefSeq and is a predicted model, not a curated record. Lineage: Eukaryota; Fungi; Ascomycota; Pezizomycetes; Pezizales; Tuberaceae. Gene Ontology annotation, biological process: mitochondrion organization. The coding region runs from base 1 to 894 and encodes 297 amino acids. The transcript has 7 exons.